This is a messenger RNA of Microcebus murinus (gray mouse lemur), 1481 nucleotides long. It is a transcript of the gene SUMF1, whose product is annotated as sulfatase modifying factor 1. Gene Ontology annotation, biological process: protein oxidation. The record is from RefSeq and is a predicted model, not a curated record. Gene Ontology annotation, molecular function: formylglycine-generating oxidase activity. Gene Ontology annotation, cellular component: endoplasmic reticulum. Lineage: Eukaryota; Metazoa; Chordata; Mammalia; Primates; Cheirogaleidae.
GACCCAUCGGGUCACGUGACCCACGGGACAACAUGGCUGCGCCCGCGCUAGGGCCGGCUAGUGGACGCUUCCCUGGGCUCACAGGCGUUCUCUGGCUGCCGCUGCUCGCGCUGUUGUGCGGGGCAGCGGGCGGCGAGGAGGCCGCGAGCGGUGCAGGCGCGGCGUCCCUCGCGGGCUCUUGCGGCUGCGGCACGCCCCAACGGCCCGGGGCCCCUGGCAGUUCGGCGGCCGCGCCCCGGUACUCACGGGAGGCGAACGCCCCGGGCCCAGCCCCCGGAGAGCGGGCGCUCACGACCACCAAGAUGGUGCUCAUCCCUGCUGGAGUAUUUACAAUGGGCACGGAUGAUCCGCAGAUAAAGCAGGACGGGGAAGGCCCUGCGAGGAGAGUUGCUAUUGAUGCCUUUUACAUGGAUGCCUACGAAGUCAGUAAUGCUGAAUUUGAGAAGUUUGUGAACUCCACUGGCUACUUGACAGAGGCUGAGAAGUUUGGUGACUCCUUUGUCUUUGAAGGCAUGUUGAGCGAGCAGGUGAAGACUGAUGUCCAGCAGGCAGUUGCAGCUGCGCCCUGGUGGUUACCUGUGAAAGGUGCUGACUGGAGACACCCAGAAGGGCCGGACUCCACUGUUCUACACAGGCCAGACCACCCGGUCCUCCACGUCUCCUGGAACGACGCGGUCGCCUACUGCGCGUGGGCAGGGAAGCGGCUGCCCACGGAGGCUGAGUGGGAGUACAGCUGUCGAGGAGGCCUGCAAAACAGACUUUUCCCCUGGGGCAACAAACUGCAGCCGAAAGGCCAACAUUAUGCCAACAUUUGGCAGGGCGAGUUUCCGGUGACCAACACUGGCGAGGAUGGCUUCCGAGGAACUGCGCCCGUUGAUGCCUUUCCUCCCAAUGGUUACGGCUUGUACAACAUAGUGGGGAACGCGUGGGAGUGGACUUCAGACUGGUGGACGGUUCAUCAUUCUGCCGAAGAAACGCUUAACCCUAAAGGGCCCCCUUCUGGGAAAGACCGUGUGAAGAAGGGUGGAUCCUACAUGUGCCAUAGGUCCUACUGCUAUAGGUAUCGCUGUGCUGCUCGAAGCCAGAACACCCCUGAUAGUUCCUCUUCGAAUCUGGGAUUCCGCUGUGCAGCUGACCGCCUGCCCACCACGGACUGACAGCCAAGGAGAGCCUUCCCAAAUCCAAGAAGUCAUGUCUGACCUGCACUGGGCCUCCCUUGGAACUUUGAAUGAUCUCAUGCAAAGAACUCCCACCCCAAGGUGGGUUACGUACCUGCCCAAUGGCCAAAGGAACCAUCUUGUGAGACCAAAUCGCUGACCUGUGUCAGUGCACGUGCUUUAUCAUGUGGUGCAUCUUUGGAGAUCCUCGUCAUCGUGUUUUACUUUGGAGAGUCUUUUAAGAGGAAGGGGAGGCCAGGCGCGGUGGCUGACGCCUGUAAUCCUAGCACUCUGGGAGGCUGAGGCGGGUGGAUUGCUCAAGGU